AUGCGAUUCCUCCAAAAUUUUACAGCGUUCCUGUAUGUUCCUGGUACAAAAGCAUACAACAUCCGUAAUCACCCAUGUUGCCAAGAGCCAAGCGAGAACCUCACCUUGGCGAUGGUAAUAGACGCGUACGAGAUUUAUGGCCACGACCCCACAGACAAACUUGACCACUUGGCCCACUACCAGCUUGAAAUGAUGAAGGUGAAACGUGCGGAAGACCAGUACAUAAUAAAUGAACACGUGCAUAUUGCCACGGACCACCUUGGGAGGUUUGUCCACAUGCAUAUUAAGGAACUGAAAGUGCUUCUAAUUGCUCUGGAUGAUGCCAUAGACAACAUGCUGACUAUGUACGACAACCAUAACGCCAUUAAGACUGAAAGGGUUGCCACUUACAACUCGGCCGCGGGCGGCGCGGUGCCAGCCGAGUUCUAUUUGAGUCAAGAAUUCUACUGCGGAAGAAACGUAUACUUAUUUAUAUCGGAGAUAUACAGCGAUAUAUACAACAUGGGGAGGGGCCCAGCACCCUACUGCAAGGGCAGAGCGUUCCAUUUUCUCGGCUUCGUACAUAUGAUGGACGACACAAAAUACUACCUUGAGGAAGACCCCAAUGUCGUGUUCCAAACUGACAAUUACAUUCACGGGCUGGAGUGCCACUUAAGGGUUUGCAUUUUUAGAUUCCCUUUCAAGAAGAAUCUUCAGCAUAUUCGUGACGUGUCCACGCUGCCCAAGGCCAUAGUCAAGUGCGGCACUGAAAUGUACAAGCUUCCACCGCUGACGGCCGCAUCCUGCAUCAUCACCUCGGGCUCCUUCAUUCUGGACUUUAACAUCCAAGGCAUAAGGUUCAGACACCACGACUAUCUUCUGUUGUUGCCCAACGGCCACACUUACUAUACGAAGGAACCUUACUCCCCGCUCACGUGUGACCACCAUGUCUGCGAGUGGAACAACACCAAUUUCUACGGAGGUCCAUUUAUAAUACCUGGUGAUCCUGGCACGGGCUUGUCUCCGAUACCGCCUUUCUUUGAACAAACCACCGAAGCCUACCGGCCGACCACCGAGUCUGGGAGUAUUGAUGGAGGCAAUAUUACGUAUUCCUUGGACGGGUGCUGGUUCAUGUUCCCACCGAACUAUGGCUCCAUUGCAGGGAUCAGCUACCUCGACCCACUGACUGUGAACGAAUACCGGUAUACGUGCCAAGGGUCGGGGAACAAGGGUCUGUACUGGUACCCGCAGUGGAUGGGCGCGCCCCCCCACCACCCCUACCCGCGCUCCGACGACGCCCCGAACACACUCGAGCGCGGCGGCGGCGUGCACUACCCGCAUAAGAGCGCACCGCCUCCCCUCAAACUACCCUCAAGAGAAUGAUCAA
Messenger RNA from Ostrinia furnacalis (Asian corn borer), 1366 nucleotides. RefSeq lists its product as uncharacterized. The record is from RefSeq and is a predicted model, not a curated record. NCBI's taxonomy places the organism in Eukaryota, Metazoa, Arthropoda, Insecta, Lepidoptera, Crambidae. Bases 1 to 1362 code for a protein of 453 amino acids. The transcript has 10 exons.